Messenger RNA from Ciona intestinalis (vase tunicate), 1043 nucleotides. NCBI's taxonomy places the organism in Eukaryota, Metazoa, Chordata, Ascidiacea, Phlebobranchia, Cionidae. The record is from RefSeq and is a predicted model, not a curated record.
UAUGUAAUUAAAAAAUCCUAUAAAAAUGUGAUUUACAGACUUGCUGAUAAUAUACUGUUAACAUGAAGAUUCUAGUAAAGCUUUUAUUCUUGUUUUAUUUGGUUGUCAUCACAACCACGGAGUCAGAUGUGUGCUUCAAAUACGAGCCACUGUGGGCGAACACAACUGGCUCUACAGCCCUCACUGUCGUGAAAGUCUCACCUUGGGAAGUUUGCAAAUUGGCCGAGCAGUGCAAACCAAUUGAACAAGACGCGAAACCAGAACUUAAAACGUUUAGCCUAUCGGAGGUGUGUCCAUUAAGUUUGCCUACUCCAGCUUUGGCACCAACCGUCCGCAAAUAUAACAAAGUCCGCCAACUCAGCGUCCCUAUCCCUAUGGCAUUGGAAACUACAUCAGCGAAUGAUUCUUUACGAAACCAACAUAAUUAUACUGACAGAUUGGAAAUCUGUUCGAUUCUUCGCUCCACGCAAGAAAGCGAAGACACGGUUUACACUGCUAUGUGUUUUCUUAACGAUGGUUGGUCCCAAAUGUGCCUAGCAGAUUCGAACACUACGUUUCACCAAGCGCAUUCAAAUGUGAACGCUGAAGACUACGAUUUUGAGGAUGAGUACUGUUACAUCAUGAAGCGUUCACCUUCCGAAUCUGAUAAUGGAAUCUGCAAUAUCACCAUUUUGCCAAGUUUCAACCAGCAUGGUGUAGAAAGAUCGGAAAACAAAACCGUCAAUAACUACAAGUCAGACCUUGUGAUAUUUCAUUUUUAUCAACGACAUGAAAUGUGCGAUGCUGUUCAUGUUAAAACACUAGUGGCAAAGCAAGCCGGACAGUGUACACUAGAAGACGAAAACAUUGAAGCUAAUCCUAUGUGUCCGCGGAAUUCUACGUCACAACAUACGUCAUUUUCAUUGGCAUCUCUCUUUACAAGUAAAUUCGACAUGGAGCAGUGUAAGAAGAUUUGAGAUUGACUGCGUUAUUUUGAUCGCUAGGUGUUGUUUUACCGUGACCAGUUGUGACUAUUUUGUACGAAAUAAAGAUUUAUUCUCCUA